GUUAAUAAUAGGGGCGGACACUAGCCAGUUCAGCAACUGCGUAACGCAAGUAUUUAUCCACAGUACUGAACAUCUAGCAAAGACCCACGAUGGACCCGAGAGACGCUGCCCCUGAUUCCUGGGAACAAGAGGAUGAUGUUGAGGCCCCGGUUGACGGGAAACUCGAUUCCGAAUUCGCCGCCCUCAACGUGAAUGCCAAACCGUUUGUCCCCAACAUAAAUGCCGUCGAAUUUGUCCCGUCCUUCUUUCAGAAAGGCCCCUCGGAAGAUCCUGAUUCCGGUGCGGACGUUGAACCAGUUGUUGCCACCAUGGAGGUCGCAGAAACUGCAGCCCCGGUGGAGAACGGCGACUCUGAAAUGACCACAGAGGAGACAUGGGACCUGAAAGGGGUGGAGCCCAAUGAGGAAGAACCAGGAGGAGGGCCUGGUGGCGACGGGGGACCAAUAGUUGUUGAGGAGAUUCUGGAGGAGGAAGUCCUAGAGGAGGAGGAAGAAGACUUACCAAUCAUGCCUAAAGUGGUCGCCCUCCCACCAGACGCGCCCAAGAAGGAACAUGUGAACGUGGUGUUCAUCGGGCAUGUUGAUGCUGGCAAGUCUACCAUCGGAGGUCAAAUCAUGUAUUUAACAGGCAUGGUGGAGAAGAGAACUCUGGAGAAGUAUGAAAGAGAAGCCAAGGAGAAGAACAGGGAAACCUGGUACCUCUCCUGGGCUCUGGACACUAACCAGGAGGAGCGAGACAAGGGGAAGACUGUGGAGGUGGGCAGAGCGUACUUUGAAACUGAGAAAAAGCACUUUACCAUCCUGGAUGCGCCAGGCCACAAAAGCUUUGUGCCCAAUAUGAUCGGAGGAGCGUCGCAAGCUGACCUGGCUGUGCUGGUGAUCUCAGCCAGGAAGGGAGAGUUUGAYACGGGCUUUGAGAAGGGUGGACAGACACGGGAGCACGCCAUGUUGGCCAAAACGGCGGGGGUGAAGCAUCUGAUCAUCCUCGUCAACAAAAUGGACGACCCUACAGUGAACUGGAGCCUCGAGAGGUACGAAGAAUGCAAGGAAAAACUAGUGCCAUUUUUGAAGAAGGUUGGCUUCAACCCCAAGAAAGACAUUCACUUCAUGCCCUGCUCCGGCCUCACAGGAGCCAACCUCAAGGAGCCUGUUGAGUCGUGCACUUGGUAUACGGGGUUACCAUUCAUUCCACAUCUGGACAGUUUGCCAAACUUAAACAGAGUGAGCGACGGACCAGUCAGAUUACCCAUCGUAGACAAAUACAAGGACAUGGGUACUGUCAUCCUGGGGAAACUGGAGUCAGGGUCCAUCAGUAAAGCACAGCAGCUUGUCAUGAUGCCAAACAGGCACACAGUGGAGGUGUUGAGCCUGCUGAGUGAUGACGUGGAGACAGACGAUGCUUCUCCUGGAGAGAACCUGAAGCUGAGACUGAAGGGCAUCGAGGAGGAGGAGAUCCUGCCAGGCUUCAUCCUCUGUAACGCUGAGAACCUCUGCCACUCUGGACGCACCUUUGGGUAG
Molecule: messenger RNA, 1517 nt
Organism: Salvelinus sp. IW2-2015
Lineage: Eukaryota; Metazoa; Chordata; Actinopteri; Salmoniformes; Salmonidae
Product: eukaryotic peptide chain release factor GTP-binding subunit ERF3A
Biological process (GO): translation
Cellular component (GO): translation release factor complex
Molecular function (GO): GTP binding; GTPase activity; translation release factor activity
Source: RefSeq, a predicted model, not a curated record